Rhopalosiphum padi (bird cherry-oat aphid) is the source of this 2903-nucleotide messenger RNA. RefSeq lists its product as uncharacterized. The record is from RefSeq and is a predicted model, not a curated record. Lineage: Eukaryota; Metazoa; Arthropoda; Insecta; Hemiptera; Aphididae. The coding region runs from base 674 to 1672 and encodes 332 amino acids. The transcript is spliced from 10 exons.
AAUAACGUAUUGUUAUCGCACUGUUAUGUGACAAACGGACUAAGUUAUUUUUAUAAUAUAUUGUUUGUGCAUAAGGGCACAAGUCACACAAACUUUUUUUUUGUGUGUUUCGUUUCGUAUAUGCGUUUAUAAUAUUAAUUGAGAUUUUAAUAAUUAUUUAUUUUCUAUUUCUUCACUUAGAUAAUCAGUAAUUAUAAUAGAAACGUUAUAAUAUUUUUAGUGAACAAAGACACAAGUCACAUGUAAAUUUUCAGAACCUAAGUGUUAUUGGGUAUAAGUCCAUGUAAACAAUAAGAAAUUUCUUUUUUACUUAAAAAAAUUUAAAAUUGCAAUAAUUAUAUUCAUUAUAAAACCUAAAUAUUUUUGGAUUGGGUACCAUUUCAAUGUUUUUUUUGUUUAUUGAAAAACUACUGGAUGAAUUUUUAAGCAAGUAAUCAAUGUGAUGAAAUUUCUUUGAAAUUAAGGAAGACUCCAUAUCAACUUUGGCCCAAUUAAAUACGCCGUUCGUUUUCCCGGGAUCACGCACCGAGUGGCUUGUUAAGGUGGCAAUAGUCACGGUAACCCGUAUACCAGAAAGAUCGAAACUUUCAGACAACAACAACCACCACCACAACAACAACAAUUAUCACCACCACAGCAACAACUAACACCACCACCACAACAGCAGCAAGCUAUGUCUCUUGGGUCGAAUUGUAUAACAACACCAAAAUCAGCUAGUCCAAUGAAAAAUCAACAACCUUUGCCUUUACAUGAUUUACCAUCACAAUCACCUUGUCCCAAUCCAGUGUCUGAAACUCCAAUAUCAAUUACUUCGGUUACUCAAUCGUCUACAAUUCAAGAUUAUCAGAAUAAACAGAUAAAACUUGAAGAUGAAAAAUCAAUUAGUGAGAAGUCUGAAGUAAAAUGGCCAGUCAAACGUAAGAUUUGUAAGAUAGAACGGAAAAAGCGACUGAAUGCUCGAAUGCGUCGCUUAGUAUCACCCAAAAGUCCAUUAAUGGUAUUUUCUGAGUUGUUCAAAGAUGUACCAAUUCACUUACAAGAGCACCCACUUCAUAAUGUUAUGAGUUAUACUGCUACACUCGAGGUUGAUGGUCAAAUGUAUUCUGGAAAUCAUAUUUCCAAGACUCAAGCCAAACAAAAGGCAUGUGAAAACUUCUUGCGCAUUAUGUUAGGAAAAAAAUUAAGUGAACGAUCUGAAAAAAAAGAAGAAUCGCCGAUGGAAGUUGAGAUGGAAAUUGGAGAAAAUAGUUCAGUAUCAAAACCUAAAGGACCACCACAGGAAGAUUUCCCAUGGCCACAUUUUGCUUCAUUAGCUAUGCAUAACUUAAUAAAUCAAUGGGAACUACAGCCUGUUGUUACUAAAGCUAAUUAUGUACAAGAAGAACCAAAUGUUAUCAAAUCACAACCUAAGACUGGAGCCAUGAGAAAGUUUCCUGAAAACCCCAAAAACUGUAAUCCAAUACAGUUAAUAAAUCAAAUGAAGCCUGGUGUAAAAUUUGUUGAAACUAUAAUUAGUUCAAAAACACCAUCACUGUUUCAAGUAAACUGUGUAAUAGACGAUGUUUCAUUCACUGGACAAGGAUCGACAAAAAAAGCAGCGAAAAAGGAAUGCUGUAUUGCAGCAAUAAAAAGUAUUUGGCAAUUUGAUUUCCACGCCAUAGAAGAUAAUUAACUCAUUAAGAAUUAAAUUUGAUAUUUAUAAUAAUAUACGUUUGAGUACUAGUUAUUUUUAUUAGUCAACUGUAUUUAUUUUAUUUUAUUAUCGAUUAGAAUACUUAUGAGGUUAUUAUUAUAUGGAAAUAGUAUUAACUAUUAAUUUUAAUAUUUAUAUUUUUUUUCAUUAUAGUAAUAUGGAAUUAAAUAACAUACUUAACGUAUAAUGGAUUAGAAUCACCCUAAUCCUGAAGUUAUUUAUUUAAAUCUAUAUAAAAUAGAUAGAUUAUUUGUAUAUAUAUAUAAAUGUUUUGUCUAUUAAUAUACUUUGAAAAACAAAUUACAUAAAAUAAUACAAAUUACUCCAAUAUUAGAAUCUAUAUAUUCGAAUUAGAAAUUUACCAUUUUGUUACUAUCGUACACUCGAGUAUCAAUUCUCUAGUCCUUGACAAUUGAAUGUUAAAAUUGUGUCUUAACAUUUUUUAGAAAUAUUUAAGUGAGGAGUGACAUUUUUAGUAAUAGAAUUUUUCGGUAAGAUAAUUGUUUGUGUUGGAAGAGAUUGGUCAGGAUUGCUAACACUCAGACACUAUUUUAUUUAGUGGCAGACUGGACGACCGGAAUACCAGGAAAUUUCCUGGUAGGCCACUGCUCGUAUAAAAUAUAUAUUUAUUAAUAUUAUUAUUCUGAAAUUAUAGAUUAAAAUAUUACCUAAUAAGUAAUAAGUAUGUAAUAUUAUUAAACAUAAAAACCUAGAUUUCUGAUUAUUUUAAAAUGCGAGACCGGCUUGUGUUCGGCCAGUCCAUGCUUGUUGACAAUUUAUUGUAACAAAUUUAAAAAUAGAAUCUCAAAUAGUAAUUUAUUUUGUUUUGUUUUAUAUCAAUUAAUUAAAAAUUUAAAAGCUAAAUUGUGUUUACAAAAGCAUUUAAUAAUUAUAUAUAUAUAUAUAAUUAUGAUUUUCCCGGGCUGUUUUUUUUCUCCCAGUCCGUUACUUAUUUUAUCUCUAGUAGAAGUAGCUAAAAGGUAUUUUCUAGUAAUCUGCUUAAUAUCUCAAGGUGGGAAGAAAUAAUUUGGCUCUUAAUGAUGAAUUACAAAAAUAUAAUAUUUUUUUUAUUUAUUAGAAUUUGGCUAUUUAGUAUUGUGCAGUUUAUUAAUAUUUCACCUCUAAGUAGCAUAUGUAAUGUGUUAUAGUAUAUUUAAUAAUUAUAACUGUUUGUAUUUUCCAAAUUAUAUUUAGUAUGUAUAUUUCUUAA